Lindgomyces ingoldianus is the source of this 1723-nucleotide messenger RNA. Its product is annotated as putative MFS transporter. Gene Ontology annotation, molecular function: transmembrane transporter activity. Bases 182 to 1723 code for a protein of 513 amino acids. Gene Ontology annotation, biological process: transmembrane transport. Gene Ontology annotation, cellular component: membrane. NCBI's taxonomy places the organism in Eukaryota, Fungi, Ascomycota, Dothideomycetes, Pleosporales, Lindgomycetaceae. The transcript has 5 exons. The record is from RefSeq and is a predicted model, not a curated record.
CUGCCGAUGCUCUAGCUGACCAUCCUCACGAUUCAAUUUGCGGUGCACCAUCCCGAUUCCCUCGUCUUGUGACGGUAGGCAGCAUUACUGCUAGCACACGUUCUCCUACUUUUUCUUGUCAUCCUCUUGUUGAUCGGCUCGAUUCACAUCUGAGUGCCUUAAUUCACAUCGGAGCGCCUUCAUGGUCAAGACUCAGUUCGCCAUGGAUCAAGCGGAAGAGAAGCGCACCACCAGUCACCAUGAAGACAUGAAGGAGGAGACCACCCAUCAAGCAGCUGAACGCGGGCAUGUUGCUACUGAUAUUUAUGGCCAUCCUCUCGUCCAUUUCGACCCCGCCGCCGAGUCCCGCCUCCGUUGGAAGAUCGAUCUCUGUAUCAUUCCAACGGUAGCCUUACUCUAUUUGUUCUGCUUCAUCGAUCGAGCCAACAUCGGCAACGCAAAAAUAGCUGGGCUUGAAAAGGAUCUGAAAUUGAAGAACUACGAUUACAACGCAGUUCUUUCAGUCUUCUACAUCUCGUACAUUAUAUUCGAAAUCCCUUCUAAUAUAUGCUGCAAAUGGAUCGGUCCUGGGUGGUUUAUCCCCGCAAUCUCACUUGGUUUUGGCAUUUGUUCUAUUGGAACCGCGUUUGCCAACAACAUUCACACCAUCAGUGGUGUGCGCUUCCUGCUCGGCAUCUUUGAGGCUGGGAUGCUUCCUGGCAUAGCAUAUUAUUUGAGCCGUUGGUACCGCCGCUCCGAGCUAGCGUUCCGGCUAUCCCUAUACAUUGUGAUGGCACCUCUUGCUGGAGCUUUCGGUGGUCUAUUGGCUUCUGCAAUUCUCAAACUGGAUCACUUUGGUGGUCUCCAUCGAUGGAGAAUGAUUUUUGCUAUCGAAGGGAUUAUCACAUGUGGCCUAUCAGUCAUAUCCUUUUUUACCCUCACGGACAGGCCUGCAACCGCUAAGUGGCUAUCUCAGGAAGAAAAAGACCUCGCUAUUGCCCGAGUUAAGUCAGAACGAAUCGCCACCACGGAGGUUCUCGAUAAACUUGAUCUGAAGAAAACGCUCCGUGGAAUUCUCAGCCCGGUAACCCUCGUAACUGCUUUUAUCUUCUUACUCAAUAACAUAACGGUACAAGGCCUGGCCUUCUUUGCCCCGACGAUUGUACAGACUAUAUAUCCAAAGGAGACUGUCAUCAACCAGCAGCUUCAUACGGUACCUCCGUAUGUAGUUGGAGCGUUCUUCACGGUCUUAUUUCCCUUCCUCAGUUGGCGAUACGACAAGCGGAUGAUCUUUUUCAUCCUAGGAAGCCCGCUGAUAAUGAUUGGAUAUAUUAUGUUCCUUGCAAGUACCGAUUCCCAAGUCCGGUAUGGCGCUACCUUUAUUAUCGCCAGUGGAGCUUUCGCCUUUGGUGCUCUUUGCAACGCGCAUGUUUCCGCUAAUGUGGUGUCUGAUACCGCUCGAGCAUCUGCCAUCGGAACGAAUGUUAUGUUUGGGAACAUUGGAGGUCUUAUCUCAACAUGGAGUUUCCUCCCUUUCGAUAAACCAAACUACCAUAUCGGAAACGGGCUCAACCUCGCUACAUCCUCGACGAUCCUUAUUUUAUCGAUUUGCUUGCUCUUAUGGAUGAAUUGGAGCAACAAGAGCAGGGAGCAGACGGCUGUCGAUGAAGAGCUGGCUGGUCUCACCCAGCAACAGAUUCAGGAUCUGGACUGGCGUCAUCCUAGUUUCAGGUGGCGACCAUAA